CCCGCAUCUCAGGUGAAACAUGAGACGCGCUCUGUGCACCUGUCUUACCUGCUUGAGCGCAAUUCCUCCGUCUUAGAGAAGCCUCGGUGAAAUUCUCUCGAAGCUUGAGAAAUGUCUUAUCGCAAGGCUCAGGAACAGGCUCCUUGGAUCUACAGGUGUUUGUAUGUUUCCACUCGGCAACGCAGUCAUGAUGCAUCACAAUAGGAAAUACUCACCACCGCGCUACUGCGCCGUCGGGUCGGCGCUAGCCCUGCCUCAGCUCAACCGAUUACCCACCGUAUGGGUGGAAGAAGCUGACCAGAUGGAGAAGAAUUCACCGAAAGCUAGAUCCAAAAUGCUCAACGCGGUGGUGAAGAGAGCUCCGUCUCCCAAGAGGCCGCGAGUCUCUCCAAAACCCGCGCAAAGCGACGCGCUACCGAAGGUGGCGGAGAACGGGGUCGCAGGACAGCGGUCUAGAAAGAGGGGCUUCAAACCCCCGGAUGUCAGGACGAUAUUCGAACCUUCGGCCAAGGACCCGCGUGUGAAAGAAGAGAAGGGAGAAGGACACACGUUUUGUGAGGACGCGACGUACGCUUGGUGCGAUGUUUGUUGCUCGUAUAUUUUUCAUAGUGGCUUGACAUGCACAGGUUGUAAAUACACGUGUCAUGCUCAGUGCCGUGACCAGGUGGCGCUGGACUGUCAUCAGAACGGAUCCAUUAAUGGCUCCCAGCUCAGUGCUCUUGCUCAGGACCAUCUUAACAACAAUCAGUCCUCACACAGUGAUGUGGAGAAAGAGAAAGAACUGCGCACUUAUCUCACUUACGAGGAGAUCAGACAGAAGGUCGAGCAGUACAACACAGAGUCACGUGAUCACUUUAAAAUGACACUGAAUAGUAACGGCAUGUACACAGGCUUCAUCAAGGUGCAGUUGGACCUGCGGAGGCCCAUCACAGUGAAAGGAGGCAGGGCAGGAGGGGUCAAAGGUCAGGAGGCGUUUUACCUUCCGCGUGGCUCCAUAAACACCCUGCACAUCAGCAGCACCAACACGGUGCGACAGGUGAUCGAAGCCCUGCUGAGGAAGUUCACCGUGGCCGACAACCCCGCCAAGUUCGCCCUGUUCAAACGCUUCAGCAGAGAAGACCAAGUGUACACCUGUAAGCUCUCAGAGGAAGAACACCCUCUCUUCCUGCGUCUGGUGGCGGGACCCAGUACAGACGCGCUCAGCUUCGUCCUGAAGGAGCAACAAACCGGUGAAGUCAUGUGGGACGCCUUUUCCAUCCCCGAGCUGCAGAACUUCCUCCGCAUCUUGGAUAAAGAGGAACAGGACCAGAUUGGCUCGAUAACCAGACGCUACAAUGCCUACAGAGAGAAACUGGAGGAGGCCAUGAGAGCGACAGGCGGCCCGGGAUAAACCCAAUGCCUUAUGAGAAGGAACUGUAGCGCUGCUGCCUCUAGUGGUCACUGUGUGUAAUGAACACUUAUUAGGUGUCACCGUGCCAAGCGACACCCAGUCUCAAAAACUCAGAGGAGAGCACUGAUCUCCCAGAAAGCACCUCAGGUGCCAUAUUUACCCAUCCACCCUCUUUCACACUUUCAGUUGUUUCUCAUGUUCUUUACCUCUUGUGAACGACGCAAACGUGAAAAUCACAUCUGGUUUUUAUUUAAUUGUUGGAUGCUGUGGUUUGUACAUAUUUCUGUUUGUUGUUUUUAAUUUAUGUGGGUGAAUUUUAUUUUGUUUAUUUUACUAAAAGAGUCUUAUUUUAUAUCAAAUAUACUUAUUGACCAGAAACUGAUUUGACUGGGGAUUUAUUUUAUUUUAUUUUAUAUUAAAUACCAAAUGAUUCAUAAUGUGCCCUACCAAAGAUAGUGUUGAUGUGCUGUUGACAAAACGAUGACCUGAAGGCCACGUGAGACCAAACAGACAGGAAACGCAUGUUUGUGAUAGAAAAGAUUGAAUGUGGUGAUGUAGGGACAGGAUAUGAGGACUAAAGCCAUAAUCAUUAGUCUCUAAAAACCUUUUUAAAUCAGAGACAGAGUAAGCAGUCUUAGAUGAUGUGCUGGAAUUGGAAACGAACGGAUUCAGGAAGUUGGCAAAGGAGCGUAGAGGAUGUUGAAAAGUAUGCGGGAAGUGUCAUGUCGAGGUUUUGGAGCAGAUCUCGCUGAUGUCGGUCGGGGUCAGACGGUCUUUCACCGUGAAUUAUGGGUCGCGAUGACCUUUAGUUAAAGCAGAUAAUCAGUUAACAAGACGUUUGUUGUUCACCUCAUCAUCAACCCUGGAAAAUGCAUUAGAGGAUGUCUUCAAGAUAAACGACUGAAUAUAAAAGUAAUGAAGAUUGUUUGUUUUGAAGCUACAGCCUGAAAAUAGUAGAAUUAAGCUAGUUUGAUUUAUAUAUAUAUAUAUAUAUAUGUAUAAUCACACUGAUCUGAUGUGAUUUACUGUACCAAAAGUUAAUUUCAGAUAUAGCUGAAACUGUUACUGUUGCAAGGUACAGUAAAAUAAAUGCAGACAGUGCUACUUUGUCACAGCACACAAGGUGUCUGAAAUGAUACUUUUGUAUCAGUAGGUGAUUUUUAUAUGUAUACACAUUUAUGUUUAUGUAUGCUAGUGCUGCAUGACGUUUUUUCUGAUUGGUACUGCAACAUUGUCUAUUUUGACACAUGCAUAGCAAGGUAGCGGCACCUUGUGGUCACCUGCUGUAACUACAUCUCUGCAGACUUAUGUCUCACCUGUGUCAGUUCAUUCGAUUAUCUUAGACACAGAUUUAAAGGUUUAUUUCUUUAUUAUUAUCGGUUUUAUAGCCUCUAACCAAAGAUCUAGAUAAAAUGCAUAGUUUAAUUUAAGUUUGAUGCAAGUUGCCUGGUGCAAUUAGUUUGUACGCCUCAAUAAGCUGAGGUUAAAUUACACUAUCUAUCUUGUCUGAUGGUUUUACCAUGGCAAAUUUAAUUGUAAACACUGGGGUGAAUAGAAAUUAGAGCAAUUGGUGUUGUGUGAAUAUAACAUCACAACAGUCUCAAUAUAUGCAAUCGAAUUUUGCAGGGGAAUAAGACCAGUAAUUUUAUAAAUGCUUUUUGGGCACUUUAUGUUUUAAUUCAGGGAAUUAUUAUUUUUAUUUUGUUUUAAUAGUCUUCAUCAGAUGCCUGUUGUCUUCCACGGUUUUAAAAUGGCAUUGCGUCUAGUGGAAGCUCGGUUAUGUUUUAUGGAAGUGUUUUUUUUUUUUGGUUAAUUAAAGCUGUUUCAGUACUUGAUUUUUUUUUUUUUUUUUUUUUUUUUCAUAAACAAGCUUUUGUUUGUAGAGUAAGACUGUGAAUGAAUGUUAAACUGUAUUCAUGUGUAAUAAAGGGGUGUGGAUGUGAGUGAACUGCUUUAGUAGUUUUGAUUAUACAUGCAUGUGUUAUAUUAAUUCAUGCAUAUCUUAUGGCUGUUUUAGGACAUCACAGGCCAGUGCUGUUCAUCUUAACAGCAUAGUUAGAGACCGCUCACGAAACACUCUGCAUUUGCCAAAAAAAAAAUUCUCAUUUUGUCCCAUAGUUAUAAGUUACAUGCAUAUUUUGUGUUUCAUACAUAGAAGAAGAUGCCAGAAGUGGCAUGCACGGACGGUUUGGACUAAAUAUGCAUUGUUAGAAUCCAGAUGUCAUUCAUUUUUGACAAUGACGGAAGUUUUUUUGAGGGUUUGUAUUGUUACCAAUCGUGGCCUUUCUUGUUAAGGACCUGGUUUCUUUAAAUAAAGAUGAAACUUUCUCAAUU
Molecule: messenger RNA, 3724 nt
Organism: Labeo rohita (rohu)
Lineage: Eukaryota; Metazoa; Chordata; Actinopteri; Cypriniformes; Cyprinidae
Gene: rassf3
Product: Ras association domain family member 3
Exons: 6
Coding region: 164-1390 (408 amino acids)
Biological process (GO): signal transduction
Cellular component (GO): cytoplasm
Source: RefSeq, a predicted model, not a curated record